CCUCGGUUCUCCUCUCCACACAAUCUACUCUACGAAAGUUGGUUAUUACAUGUAUUCAUAGGUGUCAGGUUCAGGUUGCUUCAUUCAUCCCGAAACGUGUUCGUUUCCCUACGCCCGGAGGUUCGAAAAAUCGACGAACCAACCGAUUGGGCGUGAGAGACGCUGAUCCACGUCUCCGAAUUUUCGCAGGGUUUCGGAUGCCAGGACGGACACCUUGUUUCGUUUCUUCCAAUUCGAGGCUUAAGAAUGAGACCCCUAGCAUCCCCGCAUGUCUACUCCUCUGCUAGCCGCGGCAUGCGAUGGUGACCGACUACUACUAACCGCGGCGACGUCCACCUGCAGGAAGACGCCUCAGUUACUUUCCAAAUUUUAUUGAAUGCCGUCUGUUCGGGUUUUAUGGUUCCUACUAGUAGUUAGUUAUCUUUCACAUUCAGCUUGUUUUGCUUGCUCGCUUUAAACCGCCCCCCACGUCGACUACGUUCCUCCUUCCUUUGGUCACAAUUUAUUAUGUCACGUCACCCACAGCAGCUGGUACACAGCUCUUCUCUUCGGGACCCGGAGAGCUUCUGGUCUCACCAUGCAGAGCAGCUCUACUGGCACCGGAAACCAUCGCAAGUGAUCAGCCGACAUUACAAAUCUCUUCCCAGCGGUACUAGUCACGACCAUUGGUCCUGGUUCCCCGACGGGGAGAUCUCUACGACCUACAACUGUGUCGACCGUCAUGUGGAGAAUGGUAACGGUGACAAUGUUGCUAUCAUUUGGGACUCCCCAGUAACGAGGACGAAAGAGAAAUAUACCUACCGACAGCUGUUGGAGGAGGUUGAGGUCUUGGCGGGUGUAUUACGAGAAGAAGGAGUGCGCAAGGGUGAUGUAGUCAUUAUUUAUAUGCCCAUGAUUCCAGCCGCGCUCAUUGCAGCAUUGGCGAUUGCUCGACUGGGGGCAAUCCAUGCGGCCGUGUUUGGCGGGUUUGCAGCCAAGUCCCUCGCACAGCGGAUUGAAGCUGCCAGGCCACGAGUCAUCAUGACAGCAUCAUGUGGUAUAGAAGGGUCUAAGGGCCCUGUUGCCUAUAGGCCAUUGGUCGAGGGGGCUAUUAAGGCAAGUAGCUUUAAGCCUGAAAAGGUCAUUGUUUGGCAAAGAGAUCAGCUGCGGUGGAAUCGACCCGAUAAGCUGGGUGGACAGCGCAACUGGCAACGGUUGGUCAAAAGCGCACGUAUGCGUGGCAUCAAAGCCGGACCGAUACCUGUGGCUAGCACGGAUGGAUUGUAUAUAAUAUACACCAGCGGUACCACCGGGCUCCCAAAGGGAGUUGUCCGAGAAGCUGGCGGACAUGCAGUCGGGUUGCACCUGUCCAUUAGGUAUCUAUUUGGCAUUCAGGGCCCAGGUGAUGUGAUGUUCUGCGCUUCUGAUAUCGGGUGGGUAGUCGGCCACUCCUACAUCUUAUACGCGCCCCUUUUGGUUGGCGCAACCACAGUACUCUUCGAAGGAAAGCCUGUUGGAACCCCAGAUGCGGGAACAUUCUGGAGGGUUAUCGAGGAACACAGGGCCAACGUCCUGUUCACAGCACCUACAGCCAUGCGUGCCAUCCGAAAGGAUGAUCCACACAAUAAGUUCUUCGAGGAGGUGGCCCGUCGUGGUGGCCUGAAGCAUUUCAGGGCUCUUUUUCUCGCAGGCGAGAGGAGCGAGCCCAGUAUUGUCCAGGUGUAUCAGGAGCUUUUAUCCCGCCAUGCCGCCCCUGGUGCCAUGGUCAUAGAUAAUUGGUGGUCAUCCGAAUCCGGCUCUCCUAUCUCCGGGCUGGCACUAAGAAGCACAGCGGGAGUGACGUUAGAUGAUGACAAAGAAGUAGAGCCGCUGGCUAUUCGACCAGGAUCGGCCGGAUUUCCAAUGCCGGGAUUUGACGUUCGGAUUGUUGAUGAUGAAGGCCGAGAGGUCCCCCGAGGGACGAUGGGCAACAUCGUCCUAAAUAUGCCAUUGGCUCCCACGGCUUUCACUCGAUUGUUUAAUGAUGACGAGAGGUUCUACAAGGGAUAUCUCAAGCGCUUUUCGGGUAGAUGGGUGGACACAGGGGAUGCAGGUAUGAUCGACCAGGAUGGGUACAUUCAUGUCAUGGCGCGAACGGACGAUAUCAUAAAUGUAGCUGCGCAUCGGUUUAGUACAGGCGCAAUUGAACAAGCCAUUCUGUCACAUCCAGAGGUCGGCGAGGCCAGCGUUGUUGGCAUACCGGACACACUGAAAGGGCACCUUCCUUUUGCCUUUAUCCAGCCACGGACUGCAUCUGCGGCCCUGCCGGCGAUACCUACCCCGGAGCUGUUCAACGCGAUCAAUCAACGAGUCCGUGAGCAGAUCGGAGCAAUCGCAUCGCUCGGAGGCAUGAUACAGGGACGCGGGAUAAUCCCGAAGACGCGCAGCGGCAAGACGUUGCGGCGAGUAUUGCGUGAGCUGGUCGAACACGGGGCGCGCGGGGAUUAUGGGGCCCCGGUGAGCAUACCGCCGACAGUGGAGGACGCUGAUGUAGUAGAAAUAGCGCGGGGCAAAGUGCGAGAGUACUUUGAAGAGAAGCAACAAAGCCGAGCCAAAUUGUAGAUGGAUUGCAAGGCCUCGGGCACAACCUAUACAGUGGGAAAAGCAACCAAGGACAAGCUACUCUACAGCUUUUCUCGGAACGCACAAAAUCUGUAUAAACCGUAAUGGGCUAUUAUAAAG
Aspergillus caelatus is the source of this 2700-nucleotide messenger RNA. RefSeq names its product putative acyl-CoA synthetase. Lineage: Eukaryota; Fungi; Ascomycota; Eurotiomycetes; Eurotiales; Aspergillaceae. The transcript has 4 exons. The record is from RefSeq and is a predicted model, not a curated record. The coding region runs from base 508 to 2580 and encodes 690 amino acids.